AUGGACGUGACUCGAGGUCGUGCCGGGACGUCGAAUACCUGGACGUCGGCCUUCAGACCGAGGUUGAAGUCCAUCUCGGUCCGGUGCGGCGGGAGGGACUCCGUGCCAUUCCAGUCGUCUUUCGGGGCGGAACAAGGUUCUGCUCUGAAUGACGGUCAGUGGCAUUCGGUGGAUCUGAACUCCAGGCGAGGUCGUCUGAGCAUCAUCGUGGAUAAAGAGGAAGGAGGCAGCGCUCACGCCACUCAUUCAUUUCCUGUCACUGUAGAAAGUCACCUCUUCUUUGGUGGUUGUCCUCCUGAAAAUGAUAGGCAGGAGUGCAGAAACCCCUUCAAUAUCUUCCAGGGAUGCAUGCGUCUCUUAACUUUGGACGACCAAAUCGUGGAUCUGAUCAUGGUGCAGAAAAAGCAGCUGGGAAUCUACAGCAACCUGCAGAUAGAUAUGUGUGGAAUCAUUGACAG
Molecule: messenger RNA, 458 nt
Organism: Notothenia coriiceps (black rockcod)
Lineage: Eukaryota; Metazoa; Chordata; Actinopteri; Perciformes; Nototheniidae
Product: contactin-associated protein-like 5
Exons: 3
Source: RefSeq, a predicted model, not a curated record